This is a messenger RNA of Lactuca sativa (garden lettuce), 891 nucleotides long. RefSeq lists its product as uncharacterized. The record is from RefSeq and is a predicted model, not a curated record. NCBI's taxonomy places the organism in Eukaryota, Viridiplantae, Streptophyta, Magnoliopsida, Asterales, Asteraceae.
AUGACGACUAGGAGUGGAAAGAUAAUUACUCCUCUGACCCCAAUUCCGAAUGAAGAUUCUAAAGAGGUGCAAGAGGAAGAAAAAGAAAUCCUGAAAUCACAAAAAGUCGACGCAACUCGUCGAGUUGAAGAGAAGAACUCGAUGAGUUCUCAGUCUGAACAGAAAAAUGUCCCCCCUUUAAAACCAUAUCAACCUCCAUUACGAUUCCCAAGUCGAGCUAGAAAAGAGAAGCAGAAUGAAGAAUAUCAAAAGUAUCUGGAGCACAUCAAAGCCCUUAAAAUUAACAUUCCUUUCAUUGAGGUGGUUGCACAAAUGCCUAAGUAUGCCAAGUUCUUAAAGGAAUUACUCAUAAAUAGAAAGAAGAUGGAAGAGGUAUCCAAGGUGGUUCUCAAUGAAAAUUGUUCAGCCGUAAUGUUGAACAAAUUUUCAAAAAAGAUGGGUAACCCAGGUAGUUUGACUUUGGCAUGCCAAUUCGGGAACUUAGCUACUAGUUAUGCAUUGGCUUAUUCAGGGGCGAGUUUUAACCUUAUGUCAUACUCAUUCUUUAAGAAGUUGAACCUUCCGGAGCCGAGAUCGAUUCGAAUGGAAAUUCAUGUAGUGAAGAAGACGGUGACAUUUCCAUGCAGGAUAUGCGAGGAUUUAUUGGUGAAAGUUGAUAAAUUCGUAUUUCCCACGGAUUCCAUAGUGCUAGAUAUGGAAGAAGACCAUCAAGUACUAAUCAUUCUUGGACGAUCUUUCCUAAACACUGCAAGUGCCAUAGUGGAUAUAAGAGAAUCCAAACUUACCCUUCGGGUGGGAGAAGAGUCAGUUACUUUUGGAAUUGAUCGAGCCAUGAAGCAUUCUAAGUAUAGUGAUGACACGAAAUUCUCGAUUAACACUUUGGAAGAAUAA